Molecule: messenger RNA, 3033 nt
Organism: Wasmannia auropunctata (little fire ant)
Lineage: Eukaryota; Metazoa; Arthropoda; Insecta; Hymenoptera; Formicidae
Product: mediator of RNA polymerase II transcription subunit 15-like
Exons: 3
Coding region: 59-2173 (704 amino acids)
Source: RefSeq, a predicted model, not a curated record
ACAACGCCACUUCCACCAAACAUUCGCUCGGCGAUUCCGUCACUCACUCGCUCUCACCAUGUGGCUGCUUAUCCUCGCAGGUCUCCUGACAAUCUCCGUUGGAGAGGAGACCAGCGUUGUUCCGGUGUCGGCGGCCAAUGCUGAUGACAUCGUCUUGCUGGAGAUCGACGUCAAAGAUCCUGUCAAGAGGUCGCCGGUUUCAAGCAGCGCCCUUUAUGGGGCUUCACCUAGCCAAUUCGUUGUCCGACACGGUGAUGAGUCUCAAGAGCUAUCGCCCGAAUACUUAGCUGUCCUGCGACAAUUCACUGGAACUGACCCGCAGGCGUACGCCGCGAGGCCCAAUGCGCCUCAGCGUAGGCCUCUUCCAGAUUAUGCCAAACAGCAACAGGCAUUGCAGCAGGCGUAUUACAAUUAUCGCAAACCCGCCGUGGUCCCUCCCAGACCUCAGCUACAUCCCCAGGCGUUGAUUCAAGCCGAGGCUGUGACGCAAGCUCAGGCGGCGCGCGGUCCAUCCGGAGCAUCCACGUACCAAGUAGAAUCUUACACUUCACCUGGCAAACUGGGCUCGUUCGAACAGGAGUUGCUGCAAUUGGUAUCCGCCAAUCAGGCCCAAGAGUUUAAUUUGAUCCCGACGCAGCCUAAAACCGGCUAUGCGCAACAAGAGUACAUCAAAUCCACGGUAGCACCAUCAACUCACCCCGAACAAUACCACAUCGAAACUAGUCCGCCUCCUCGUUAUCCGCCGCAACGAGUGGCAGCGACUUAUCAGUCAAUCGAGCAACCGGUCCAGAUUCAGUACCAACCGGCGCCAGCGGCAGAUUAUUCGGCCAAAGGAGUCCAGCCUUUCAGACCGUCUCCGCAAUAUGAGUACGUGGACGACGGCGCUCAGUUGAAAGCUCACCAAGGGCAGACCCAGGCGGAAGCCAUAGCGAACGCCAGAGCUCAGGCCCAGGCUGAGGCGCAGGCCUUAGCUUUUCAGAAAAUUGCCCAGGCCUCAUAUCAAAAACAUCACGAGGCGGCCCUGGAGCAGAUCAGAAUUGAUCACGAGAGAUACAGGCAACAAAGCGCCUUGGAGCAAAUUCAGCAAGGAGAUCACGUAAGCGACGCCGGACGAGCUCACAUCGCGGAUCAGGUGGAACCCAAGGAUCCGGAGGCUGCGUAUAGGGCAAAAUUGAAGGCGCAAGCGGCUGCCGAAGCCGCCGAAGCCAGGAGGAUACAGAUAGCCGCUGAACAGAAGGCCCAUAAUGACGCCAUACGGCAAGUCGAGGCUCAGCAGCAGGCCCAUGUGAGAGCCCAGGAGAAGGCACAUUACGACGCUUUGAACUUUGAGAGGAAUCAAAUACGUGCCCAGGCCCAAGCCCAGGCACUAGCGGAGGCUCAAGCCCAGGCGUUGUACAAAGCCUAUCAACAAUCACGCGCCAAAGCCAACAGUGAGAUUUUGGCGGCCGCCCGAGCCCAGGCAGAGGCUAAGAAGGUAAAUCCCGAGGGUACACCAGUUAUCCAGUACCUCUUACCCAAUACUCCCAAGCUCCCCACGCCUAAUACUUACUUCACCAAUGACGACGUGAACAAGUAUCAGGCUUCCGGCUCCACCUACGCCCCCAGAUCCGUGACUAAACCAGAUGAAUCCGGUGAAUCCGUUCAAGAGCAAGCUUACGUUCAACCUGCUAUCAAUCAGCCUCGUCAAGCACACAAACUCAAAGUUCCACCGACUCAGGCCUCCGUUUAUGUUUCUCAAUCGGGUCUCCUGAAGAAGUCGCCGGUUAAAUCUCUUACCAUCGAAGAGAUUAUCGAUCAAGGCCAGCUAAGCAGCCCACAAGUUGUGCGCGCUCCCUCUCCCAAGGAUCAGCAGCCUCUGACGCAGGAAGAAUUGUCCGUUCUGAUUAACGCCGGUUAUAGCGUCACCCCGAUACCUCAGACGGUGAAGCCGACCCAGCAGAGCUACGUGCCGGAGAAUACCUCCGCCGUGUAUUACUUGAAGAAACAGCGGCCAGCAGUUAGGCCCGAAUACGCUACUUACGAAGAGGUUCUACAACGACCGCGAAGACCGUCCAGAAAGAAUAUAUCUAUUCUCAAACAAGACGACGCUAACGCUAGCGAAAAAGUCACCUUCUUGGUGCCCUUGGAGCCCAGUUUUGGUACCAGACAACCAUCACUCAGAAGUAAUGAGUGAUUAGUUUUGUCGUUUUCGUCGUUGUCUUCAAAAAAUGAUGACAAAUGUAGAAAAAUCUGAACGUUACUAUUAGAGAGUCCAAAUAUUAUUUCUUUUCUAAAUGUAUUUCUUUUUUAUUGGACGGCUUAAUUUUCUUUUUUUUUUCAUAAUAAACUUAUGUAAAUAAUAAAUAAUGUCAGUCGAAAAGAUCAACAUUUAGAAGUGUGAAUUUAUUUAGUUUCUUUCGGUCUUUUUAAUUUUGAUUGGUUACUUCGACCUUCCAUCAAUUGGAUAAAUUUCUAUUCUAUUAUUAAUACUAAUCAAUGAUUGAUUUUAAUCUCAUUUUAUUAUUUUAUGACUAGUAAUUCUUUCUAAGCCUACCUUUCAAUAUUAGCUCAUAAACGCGAUGAAUAGAAACGUUCAGGUUACUUCUUAUGCGAUUUCAAUCCUGGGCGUAACAAUGCUUUUCGGAUGAUAUUAAAUACUUUUAUAAAAUAUUAUACGUGAGUUACGUUAAAUUAUAAAUGAUUUCCACACGUGAAAAGUCACAUAAACAAACAUAAACGAAAGAUAGCUUAAUUUUGUUCGGAGAGCGCAAAAUAAAUUUUUUUGUAAAAUGACAAAUAUAGCAAACUUUAGGGAAAUCUGUAGAGCACACAUAAAAAAGAUACAAAUAUAAUUUUUUAAAAAUAUUUUCUUGAUAUAUAUAAUAACAAACAGAACGUAAUUUAUAAUCGAAAAGAUUUUUCAAUAAAUCCGCCUUGCGCGAUUAUUUAGUAGAUGGUAAGUGCGACGGUGCUGAGUCGAAUGAUUAUUAAUUUAUACUUUUUUGUAAAUAUUAGAAUUUUAACUAAUAAAAACAUUUUAAAAUCCACAUAAAA